UCAAAAUUAGAGUUUUUUGUGAUGUAAGUGUGUGACUAAACAAAAUUAUAAACAAAAGCUUCAUUGUGAAAGGAUCUUUGAUCAAUUUUAAAUUUCCUCAAACUAAAAAGUAUAAGCUAUGGCGUACUACAAAGGUGCAGCGAGUGAGGGUGGCCGCGCAAUGCAGCUUAUGAAAAAACGUGAAAUUGCUCAGCAGGAAAUUGAGUUCCGGAAGAAGAAAAUUGAAGAGGAUCUGAAAGUUAGUAAUAUUGAAAACAAGUUUGCUACUCACUACGAUGCCGUGGAACAGCAGCUCAAAACUUCAACCAUCGGUCUCGUUACGUUGGAUGAAAUGAAACAGAAGCAAGAGGACAUUGUCCGGGAACGAGAGAAAAAGCUAGCUCAAAAAAAAGAAGAGAAAGAUCGUGAGAAGCUUAGAGCCUUGGAAGCAAAACAGGCCGAAAAGGAUAAGCAAAAAAGACAGAUCCAAGCCUUGUCCUUCGAUCUUGAAGAAAAUGAGGAAGGAGAUGACAGAGAAGAUGAUGAAACGGAAGAGGAAUCUUUAGAUAUAAAGCCAAAGAAAUGGCAAACUGAGGAACAAUCGGAACCUAAAAUAAAAAAAAUCAAGAAAAAUCCCGAUGUGGAUACAUCUUUUCUUCCUGAUAGAGAACGCGAGGAGAUGGACAAUAAAUUAAGAGAACAACUGCGACAGGAAUGGGCCAUGAAACAAGCAAUGCUUAAAGAUCAAGAAAUAUCGAUAACUUUCAGUUAUUGGGAUGGCUCAGGUCAUCGCAAAUGUAUUACCAUGAAAAAGGGUAAUUCUAUCUAUCAGUUCCUGCAAAAAUGUUUGGAAAUGUUGCGCAAAGAGUUCAGUGAAUUGAAAACAGUAAUGGCUGACCAGCUUAUGUAUGUCAAAGAAGAUUUAAUAUUACCUCAUCAUUACACUUUUUACGAUUUUAUCGUAACAAAAGCUCGCGGAAAAAGUGGGCCGUUGUUCAACUUCGAUGUCAAAGACGACAUUCGCAUGAUUAGUGAUGCAACAGUGGAAAAGGAAGAAUCUCACGCCGGAAAAGUGCUUUUACGCUCCUGGUACGAAAGGAAUAAGCAUAUUUUCCCAGCAUCGCGUUGGGAACCAUAUGAUCCUACUAAGGUUUACGAUAAAUAUACUAUCAAGGACAAAUGCAAAAAGUAAAUUUCGUUGGGAUUUUAUAUUUAACAGUUUUAAUUCCAUUUUCGUCAAUAAAACCGUAAUAUUUCAUCUUAUUCUCUUCA
Uranotaenia lowii is the source of this 1251-nucleotide messenger RNA. Its product is annotated as protein FAM50 homolog. The transcript has 3 exons. Gene Ontology annotation, cellular component: nucleus. The record is from RefSeq and is a predicted model, not a curated record. Gene Ontology annotation, biological process: chromatin organization. The coding region runs from base 119 to 1171 and encodes 350 amino acids. NCBI's taxonomy places the organism in Eukaryota, Metazoa, Arthropoda, Insecta, Diptera, Culicidae.